Molecule: messenger RNA, 1632 nt
Organism: Nothoprocta perdicaria
Lineage: Eukaryota; Metazoa; Chordata; Aves; Tinamiformes; Tinamidae
Gene: CD164
Product: CD164 molecule
Exons: 4
Coding region: 23-511 (162 amino acids)
Cellular component (GO): cytoplasmic vesicle
Source: RefSeq, a predicted model, not a curated record
GUCGGGACUGAGCGCCGCCGCCAUGGGCCGCAUCCCCGCGCUCCCCGUGGCCGCCCUCUGCCUGGCCGCGCUCUGCGGCUCCGCCGCGGCCACCACAGCGGCCACGUCGCUCGCGGCGAGCGCCCCCCCCUCCACGACCGUUGUUACGACAUUUGAUCUCUCUGCCAAUGCUACUACGGCCAAUGCUACUACGGCCUCUGCCAAUGCUACUACAGCCUCUAUCAAUGCUACUACAGCCUCUGCCAAUGCUACCACGGCUCAUACUACUAUAGCUAACGUCACUAACGCAACUACACACGCACCUCCAGUUACAACUGCCACUUCAGCCCCCAAAACAACCAGUAUACCAGGUACAAGUGCUACUGUGACUCCAGCCCCUUCUCCGCGCAAAUCUACAUUUGAUGCUGCCAGUUUCAUAGGUGGAAUUGUCCUUGUGCUGGGUCUGCAGGCUGUAAUUUUCUUCCUGUACAAAUUCUGCAAGUCGAAAGACCGAAACUACCACACGCUUUAGGACCUGCCACUUUAAAAUGGACUAGUAGCCCAACACCUGUAGUUCACUGAACCAAAAUACCUUCUGUUGCUCAUGGAAGACAGCAGUCCGUAAUAUCCUUUAAAUCUCUGAAAGAAGACUUUAAAAGAAUAUUUUUGCAACAUUAUAUUUGGCGAGAGGUGUUAUGAAUCUCCAACAGGAUUACUUGCAAUAUGCUGCAUGGGUUCUAAUGGCUGUCUAAUUUUUCUUUUUGUGGCUGCUGCUGUGGGACUCUCUUCUUCAAUAUGCCAAAUGUAGACAUUCACAGAUUCUUAUAUUCGGUGGCAACACUGUCUUAAGUAGACAAUCUCGUGGUUACUUAUUGUGAAGGCUAAUUUAAUCAACCUGUGAUGCAGUAUCCCUUCAGUUUUAUCAAGAUGUGAAUUUUUGGUGACUGACUUCAGGGAGUGAAAUACCAGUUUUUACUAGCUUGUGGCCCUUACAAGCACACUGCUAGAAAGGUGAACGGAAUUUGUAGAAGUAGAUAAUGUCUGAAAGAAAUAAAAUAAUAGCCCUUUUCUAACACAAGAAUAAAGAUUGCUUGGUACAAUACUGCAUUCCAAACUAAAAUCCUGUGCCCUUCCCGAUCAGUGCUGAGGGUGGAGAGGGGAUGUAUGGAUAAUCUUCAUGAAGAGGAAAUGAAGAUUAGUGCCUUAAAAGAUUAAAAAGUUAAUAGGCUGCAGAAGGGUCCCUCUUAUCUCAAAGGUGAACAAAAUCUAUUGGGUACUAGCUUUUUAUGCAGGGGAAUGGAAUAUGAGUCACUUCAAGCAUUCCAGUUUCAAAUCUUCCCUCAUUAAACAAGGGCUCCCCAUCAAUCUGAUUUCUGAGGAUGAGGGAGCAUGGUACAGUAACCUUCAGCUCCAGACAGAAGGUACAGCUUGUUCACCUUCUGUUCUGGCCUGCAAAGACCAAGUGUGACACAAGUGACAAGCAUCAGUACAGUUCACUCCUUGCAUAAACAGGCAGCAACACACAUUUAUACUUGAAAUACUGGUGUUAGGGAAGUCAUGAGAUUUUCAUUCUUUAAAUGCUUCUUAACUCUACGUGUUAYGGAUUGUCACUGUCCCACCCUCUACCUACCUGCUUGUUGAAGAAGCAGAAGA